Molecule: messenger RNA, 8872 nt
Organism: Haliotis rubra (blacklip abalone)
Lineage: Eukaryota; Metazoa; Mollusca; Gastropoda; Lepetellida; Haliotidae
Exons: 9
Coding region: 1030-8739 (2569 amino acids)
Molecular function (GO): protein binding; ATP hydrolysis activity
Source: RefSeq, a predicted model, not a curated record
GAACGGUCCCUUAUUUCCGUACCUUUGAAAAACUGAAAUACUAUAGGCUACAUUUCAACAGUUGAAGUAAACUAUGAUGGCAUACCACUGGUAUUCUAAAGUAAGAAUGUAGUUCCUUGGGGAAAUAUGUACAAAUUCCCAUUGAUUCGCAUCGACUCUUCAACAUUUGGGACAUCAUCAGAAAGCACUAAAGCAUCCACAUUACUAUGCAGUUCACUUACAACUGACGACUAUGAGCUGGGUCAUCGUGCCUUCAACUCCACAGUACACCGGUAUUGUCACACUGCCCAGAGUGAAAGCACCACCCACUAGGUAGUCUCACUGCAGUUGUGAACCACUGAAUAAUUUCUCACCGGGAAUCAUAGAAGCGACCCCCAAGCAACUAGCAAUUCACAUUACUCGAGACAAAACAUUUCGAGACUUAAAAAACGUUGAUUAGCCUGAACUAUAAACGGUUUUCAGAUUUCAUUAUUGUGUUUCGUAAUAAUCCUAUGUAAAUUAAUGUGUUCUUCACACCAGUUCUAUAAUUGUCAGUAAGGUCAGUAAACGUGAACUGUUCCAGUGAAAGAAAAACAUGCGCAGUUCAUGGUCCUUGUACUAAACUACUGGCUGGUCAGUUUGCUUUCACAAGGUGUCCGCAAUAUGAAAAAAAAUCUUCGCAACCAAUAAGCACAUCCAAAUGCAUUUCGGCUUGUGAUGAUCGGCUGAAAUGUAACCGCGAAGCCAUGUAUGCACAUGCAACUAACAGCCAAUAUGCUUUAACUAACUGUUAUGUGGGCUCGAUAUCACUGGGUCAGCGUGAUCUGCUAUUUCUACGAAAGGCCUCGCUUUCCUGGAAUUGUCAGUGACUGUCAGAGGUGUCGCCGGGGUUGAAACUUUAUUGAAUCAAUGUUGCCUGUUUCCAGUGGGUGUAUUCUACAAUUGUGGAAAUUGCUCUGGGACCUUGUUGCUCCCUCUUGGAUUUUGAGAUGAACUAGACAUACUUCGCCCACUGUAGGUACCAUCUCCUUAGCUCCAGGUACACCAGAGAUGGCAGACCCAGAAGCUGUCACAGAGGUGGAAGCCAGCAGGCAAGGAGGUGAUCAGAGUCAUACCGUAACGGACCGUGAUGUAUCACAUGACAUGGUCAUGGUAGUCGGUAGGGAGGUCGCACUAAAUGGGGCAACUGCUGGUGCACAUGAUCGAGUAGCAUCAAUACAAACCUUUGGCCCACCGGAAAUCAACGACCCAGGUAUUCUGGAAGCGAUGGAACAACUUUCACUGUCAUCGAUUCCUGAAGGUGCACGCCCUGAGAACGUGAACGUCGUAAACCUUAUUCGAAAAAUGAAGGUUUCACAAGGAACCUCCCUCGGUGAUGUCGAUGAUAUUCCAGAUAUGGUCAAAAAGAAAAUGAAGUUGGCGAAAGACAUUUUUGUGAAAACAGAAGCUUAUAGAAAUGUCUAUGAUGCUCUGGAAAACGACGGACAUGUGCUUAUUUCUGGAUCACCUGGGUCAGGUAAAACAACAAUGGCACUUUACAUCAUGGGCAAAUACCGACGAAAGAAGUACUACGUGAAAUAUGUAGAUGAUGUAGCGCAUUUCAAAGUUGAACGUCAUGUUAAUCUCAAAGUUCCAACGCUGCUUGUUUUAGAUGAUGUGUUUGGUCGCUUUGCUCCUACCUCCGAAGUCAAAGUUCAUUGUACAAAGAUAUUGGAUUACUUAGAGACACAUUUCAAAUGCUUGGAGGAAAAGAGGAAGAAAAGACAAAAUGAUGAUGAAAGUAAAGAUGACAAGGCAUCUGCAACUCCUGAAACCUCUCUAAAGGUUAUCAUGAGCAGUAGGACAAACAUAUCCAGGCAUCAACUUGUCUCUACUAUGUUAAGGAAAUACAAAACAUCCUUGUUCAGACCAAGCACUAUAGCUGAUCUCACAAUAUCUGAGCUGAAAGAACAUGAGAAAGAAUCGAUUCUUCGAAAACAUUUGCCCAAAGCGAGAUUUGAUCUCAAUGAACAUGAAAUAAAACACAUUGCAAGUUUGGAAUAUAAGACACUUGGCUUUCCAUAUAUCUGUCAGUUGUUUGCAGACGGUUGUUCGUCAAAGGAUCAAGCUGUGGAUUUUUUCACGGAGCCCUGGACAUAUCUGCAUGACUUGAUAAGCGACAUAUUCACAUCAGAUGAUCCCAACUACAGAGCUGCAGUGCUACUGCUUAUGGUUCUCAAUGAUGGGACACUGAAUUUGAUUCAUCUCCAACAGGCUCGUAAGAAAGGAGGGAAUGUUGAACUUCGGGAAAAGAUAGAAACAGUUGAGGAGAUACUUCCAGAUGUUGGUCAUGCACAUCGUCUAAAUGAAGCUGCGAGAAACGAGAAUCGAACUCUUUUGUUGUCCGAAGGCGACAGGAUGACAUUUAGCCAUCCCACUAUCUACGAUGUUGUCGCGUUUGUUGUAGGGGACAUGCAUCCCGACUUUAUCCUUCAAAACUGCAGUCUCAAAUUUUUAAUUGAAAGGACAAAAGUUUCAGAGGAUUCCAUCUCAGAGGAUCCAAGUGGUGGUAAUAUGCACAGCUUCAUGAUACAACUUACACAAGAAGAUGCAGGUGUUGCACUGGUGGGGAGACUAGCAAGGGAGAUCGUUGAUGGGAAUAUUGCUCUUCCAUUGUCACAUCAAUGUUUCACUCUGGAAUAUAUGGCCACAUGUCUCUUUUCAAAACUCUUGAGUCAUGGCAACAUUGAACAAUAUUUGCAUUCUCGAGGUAAAGAUCAUGGAAUGGGAUUCUUGUACUGGUCAUCUUACUCCAGCACUGCUCCUGUAAGCAAACUUUCAUUUGAGCAUACAACAUUUUCUCUUCCUGAAAUCCUUGAAGGUUAUCUUGGUUGUUGCCUGAGCGGAAACGUGUCUUCAUUACUGAUACUCAUUGAAAACUCAAAGGAUAGAUUGCACGAAGUUGCCUCCAUUACUGUUGGAGACAUCCUUGGUAUCACACAAGAAACAAGACCGUUAGUUCGAACCUUAUCAACAGCAUGCAGCCCGACCAAAACAGAAGUGCCACCUGAAAUUGAAACACCUCGAUCGCAUGGUGACAACAAAGAUCAGUUGAUCCACAUAGCAACUGCAUAUGGAUUCACCGCAAUUGUAGAACUGCUUCUUGACCGUGUUGGUGUACAUAUUGAUGUUCGAGGAGGAAAUGACAUGACUGCUAUUAUGUAUGCUUGCUACCUUGGACACAAGGAGUUAGCAGAACUCCUACUUCAAAGACAGGCUGACCCAGAACUGCUUGAUGAAGAAGGUGAUAACUGUCUUCAUCUUGCAUGUCGAGGAGGAUCCAUAGAUAUUGUAAAACUCCUUCUAGAUAAAACCAUGGAUAUCGACAAACAUGGGGAGCAUGCACGAACACCUUUAAUGUAUGCCUCAUACAAUGGUCAUGGGGAUCUUGUGAGUUUUCUACUGGCCAACGGAGCAAAUGCCGUACCAGAUGUAUCUGCUAUAAAACGAAAAGACAAUUGUCUCCACCUUGCUUGUGUGAAAGGUGAAACAGAAGUAGUACGAAUCCUUCUUGACCAAGGUGGUAUGGAGAUUGAAGUGAUAGGUCAAAGAGGAAGAACACCACUGAUGUAUGCUUGCAGACAUGGAUGGUUAGCGACUGCCAAAGAACUUGUGGCCCGGAAUGCCAAAGUAAAUGUACUGGACGAAGGCAGUAUGAACUGUUUACAUCUUACAGCCAUCAAAGGAAAUAUACCAGUUGCAGAGUGGCUCCUUGGUUUGAAUGUAGGACUCACUGUUGACUGUGUUAAUGCUGGUGGAAGAACACCUUUGAUGUUAGCAAUGAAACAUGGUCACACGGAAAUGGCUGACUUUCUUAUGACAAAAGGUGCAAACAUUGCAAUCACAGAUGAUAUGAAAACAACAUGUUUACACAUGGCAGCGAUGUCAGGGAUGUCGAAUCUGUUGGAAGUGUGUCUUCAAAACAGUGAUGUCAACUCGCUAACAGAGUCAGGCUGGACACCGGUCAUGGGGGCAUGUAAAGGAGGCCAGGUAGAUCUUGUCAAAGAAUUGGUUAAGAGAGGAGCCGAUGUCAAUCUUGGAGGCGGAUGCUUAUAUGUCGCAUGCAACGAGAACUCUCUUGAUUUGAUCAAAUAUCUUGUGUCCCAUUGCCAAGAUAUAGAUAUCAAUAAUCGUGGACCAAAGGAGAGAACAGCUCUUAUGGCAGCCUGUUUUCACGGGAACAUUGAAAUUGUUGAGUAUUUGCUGUCUUGCGGUGCAGAUAUGACAUGUACAGAUGAAUACAAACAAACGUGUCUCCAUGUAGUAUGCAGGAGUGUCAACUUGCAGCUUGCAGAAAAGUUGGUACGAUUGGUGCCUGUUGAUGACCCAGAUGAAAACGGUUUCACACCUCUCAUGUAUGCAGUGAGGUCAGACUCCCCUGAGUUGAUAGAUCUACUCAUAACAAAUGGUGCAAACAUUAACACAAAAGACAGCCGUGGAAGCACCUAUCUCCAUUCAGCUUGCUGGCGUCGAAAUGUUAAUGCUUGUGCUAAACUACUUGAGCUGGGCAUGGAUGUGGAUGUUCUGGAUUCUGGCAACAUAACUCCCCUUAUGGGUCUUGCAAGGAACGAGGAAGACUGCACAGAAGUUGCAAAGUUUUUAGUUGAAAGAGGAGCAAAUAUUGAUGUGAGAGAUAAGGAUGGUAAUACCAUGUUGCACGUUUCAGCUAAAUCGGAUGGUCAUCCAGCCUUUGCAAAGUAUCUUCUAGAGAAAGGUGUGGAUGUCAAUGUACGAGGAGCUUACAAUCACACUCCCGUGAUGUCUGCAUGCAGAAGUGGAAAUACAGCAGCCUUUGACUUAUACCUAGCCAAAGGAGCCCAGCUGCACCACAGAAAUAAUCAUGGAGCAACCUGUCUACAUCUGGUAUGCAUGGUUGACACCGAUAAUACGUACAUUGUUAAGGAACUACUUGAUCGUGACGUUGACAUCAAUGCAAUAGACGAAUAUAAGAAAACACCAGCUAUGUUUGCCAUUAGUAAAAGCAACGUCACCAUCUUGCGACUCUUACUGGCACGGAAUGCAUCGAUCAUUGCAUAUGAUAAAAGAGGUAAUCGGUCUACUUUGCUGCAUUAUGCAUGUAGUAUUAAAGACAUCAAGACAGAGAAAAUACAGUUACUUCUUCAAGAAGGUCUGCGCGUGAAUGAAACUAACAUGUACUACUAUCAGACGCCUCUGAUGAUUGCUGCAAGACAAGGAAAUAGGGCUGCUGUAGACCUGUUGCUACAGUCAAGAGCUGAUAUAAACGCAGUUGAUAGGAAUGGCAGAAAUUGUGUCGACCAUGCUGAAAGCCAAGGCCAUCGUGAGUUGGCUGGAUACCUAGCAAAUCGGUCAAGAAGAAGAUACCAUAGGUUUGUAGGUACCACCUCCUUACUUAAAGGUACACCAGAGAUGGCAGACCCAGAAGCUGUCACAGAGGUGGAAGCCAGCAGGCAUGAAGGUGGUCAGGUAUUCUGGAAGCGAUGGAACAACUUUCACUGUCAUCGAUUCCUGAAGAUAUGGUCAAAAAGAAAAAUGAAGUUGGCGAAAGACAUUUUUGUGAAAACAGAAGCUUAUAGAAAUGUCUAUGAUGCUCUGGAAAACGACGGACAUGUGCUUAUUUCUGGAUCACCUGGGUCAGGUAAAACAACAAUGGCACUUUACAUCAUGGGCAAAUACCGACGAAAGAAGUACUACGUGAAAUAUGUAGAUGAUGUAGCGCAUUUCAAAGUUGAACGUCAUACUAAUCUCAAAGUUCCAACGCUGCUAGUAUUAGAUGAUGUGUUUGGUCGCUUUGCUCCUACCUCCGAAGUCAAAGUUCAUUGUACAAAGAUAUUGGAUUACUUAGAGACACAUUUCAAAUGCUUGGAGGAAAAGAGGAAGAAAAGACAAAAUGAUGAUGAAAGUAAAGAUGACAAGGCAUCUGCAACUCCUGAAACCUCUCUAAAGGUUAUCAUGAGCAGUAGGACAAACAUAUCCAGGCAUCAACUUGUCUCUACUAUGUUAAGGAAAUACAAAACAUCCUUGUUCAGACCAAGCACUAUAGCUGAUCUCACAAUAUCUGAGCUGAAAGAACAUGAGAAAGAAUCGAUUCUUCGAAAACAUUUGCCCAAAGCGAGAUUUGAUCUCAGUGAACAUGAAAUAAAACACAUUGCAAGUUUGGAAUAUAAGACACUUGGCUUUCCAUAUAUCUGUCAGUUGUUUGCAGACGGUUGUUUGUCAAAGGAUCAAGCUGUGGUCUUUUUCACGGAGCCGUGGACAUAUCUGCAUGACUUGAUAAGCAACAUAUUCACAGCAGAUGAUCCCAACUACAGAGCUGCAGUGCUACUGCUUAUGGUUCUCAAUGAUGGGACACUGAAUUUGAUUCAUCUCCAACAGGCUCGUAAGAAAGGAGGGAAUGUUGAACUUCGGGAAAAGAUAGAAACAGUUGAGGAGAUACUUCCAGAUGUUGGUCAUGCACAUCGUCUAAAUGAAGCUGCAAAAAACGAGAAUCGAACUCUUUUGUUGUCCGAAGGCGACAGGAUGACAUUUAGCCAUCCAACUAUCUACGAUGUUGUCGCGUUUGUUGUAGGGGACAUGCAUCCCGACUUUAUCCUUCAAAACUGCAGUCUCAAAUUUUUAAUUGAAAGGACAAAGGUUUCAGAGGAUUCCAACUCAGAGGAUCCAAGUGGUGGUGAUAUGCACAGCUUCAUGAUACAACUUACACAGGAAGAUGCAGGUGUUGCACUGGUGGGGAGACUAGCAAGGGAGAUCGUUGAUGGGAAUAUUGCUCUUCCAUUGUCACAUCAAUGUUUCACUCUGGAAUAUAUGGCCACAUGUCUCUUUUCAAAACUCUUGAGUCAUGGCAACAUUGAACAAUAUUUGCAUUCUCGAGAUAAAGAUCAUGGAAUGGGAUUCUUGUACUGGUCAUCUUACUCCAGCACUGCUCCUGUAAGCAAACUUUCAUUUGAGCAUACAACAUUUUCUCUUCCUGAAAUCCUUGAAGGUUAUCUUGGUUGUUGCCUGAGCGGAAACGUGUCUUCAUUACUGAUACUCAUUGAAAACUCAAAGGAUAGAUUGCACGAAGUUGCCACCAUUACUGUUGGAGACAUUCUUGGUAUCACACAAGAAACAAGACCGUUAGUUCGAACCUUAUCAACAGCAUGCAGCCCGACCAAAACAGAAGUGCCACCUGAAAUUGAAACACCUCGAUCGCAUGGGGACAACAAAGAUAUGUUGAUUCAUAUUGCAGCUGCAAAUGGCUUCACUGGAGUUGUAGAACUACUCCUUGAUAGCGUGGAAACACCCAUAGACAUCAAAGGAGGAAAUGGCAUGACUGCGCUUAUGUAUUCAAGCUACCUCGGGCACAAAGAGUUAACUGAACUACUAAUCAACAGAGGGGCAGAUCCAGAAUUGUUAGAUGAAGAGGGUGACAACUGCCUUCACCUUACAUGUCGAGGAGGAUCUGUUGACAUAGCUAAAUCCCUAAUUGCAGAAAACAUGGAUAUCAACAAACAUGGUGAACAUGGACGUACUCCACUAAUGUAUGCCUCAUAUAAUGGGCAUGAACAUAUUGUGAAACUCUUAUUGGGGAAAGGAGCAUUGCCAACUCAUGAUGUAUCAUCUAUUGACCAAAAAGACAACAGCCUCCAUCUUGCAUGUAAGAAGGGCGAAAUAAGAAUUGUGCAGAUUUUUCUUGAUCAAGCCAAAGUAGACAUUGAAUCGAGGGGUGAGCGAGCCCGAACCCCACUGAUGUAUGCUUGCAGACAUGGACAGUUAGAAACUGCCAAGGAACUAGUAGCUAGACAUGCAAAAGCCAAUGUCCUGGAUGAAACAGGCUUUUCUUGCUUACAUCUUGCAGCCAUGAAAGGGCAUGUACCCACCGCUGAAUGGCUCAUCUCCUCAGAUCAAGGAAUCGUUGUUGACUGCACUAACGACACAGGGAGAACACCCUUGAUGUAUGCAAUAAGGAAUGGCCAUGUUGACAUGGUACAUUUUCUUAUUGCACAGGGUUCUGACAUAUCGGUAAAAGAUGAUUCAAUGGUCUCUUCUCUGCAUAUGGCUGUACAAUCUGGGAGGUGGCCUUUGAUGAAACUCUGCCUGGAUGAAGGUCAAGAUGUUAACGCAUGUUCAAAAAGUUACCAAACCCCAGCCAUGCGUGCUUGCAGACUAGGAGAUUUGAACCUUUUGAAACGUUUGGUGGAGAAAGGAGCCAAUGUCAAUUUGGGGAAUGGUUGUCUUUAUGCUGCUUGCAUUGACGGUAGCCUUGAAAUAGUUGAGUAUCUUUUAUCAACUUUUCCUAGUAUAGACAUCAACAAAUGUGGCCCCCAAAACAGGUCCGCAGUUAUGACAGCAAGCUUUUAUGGUCACACUGAUGUUGUAGAGUAUUUGCAGUCAAAAGGUGCAGAUAUCACACGCAGAGAUCAGUAUGGACAGACAUGUCUUCAUGUGGCAUGUCGCAGUGGUCAUAUAAAAACAGCAGAGCGGUUGCUGCAGACAUUUCCUAUUGAUGAAAAGGAGAGCAAUGGCAUGACGCCGUUUAUGUAUGCCGUCAAAGAAAAUUACUUUGAUAUGGCUCACUUCCUUGUUGAACAUGGUGCAGACAUAAAUGUUCAAAACAAUCGUGGCCAAACAUCUCUCCAUACUUUAGCAUGGUUUGGUAAUGCAGUUGGAUGUGCCAAACUACUUGAUUUGGGUAUGCACGUUGAUAUCCUUGAUUCUACCAACAGAACCCCCUCUCAUGUGUGUAUUAAAGAACUGGGAUGAUCGAAGUGAGGUUAUCAACAUUCUUCUUGAACGAGGCGCAGACAUCAACGUAAGAGAUCCAAACGGCAACACAUGCCUGCACAUUGCUGCGGCAUCUGGCGGUCCCAUUGCCAAAGAUAUCAGCGUAGAGAAA